AUGAAGAAACUCACGGAUUGGAACCCAGCCCACGUGGGCCCUGGGGCCACAGAAUGCUGGCAAUUGCUGCUCAAGGACCAGCAUGAGGGGGCCAGGGCCAGGGGGAAAGAUGAAGCUGCGGUUCUCCAAGAGGAGUCAGGCAAGAAGCAACCAUUGCAGUUGGAGCAACAGCUGAUCCAGACAGAGCAGCACCUGGACAGUCUGGUGGCCCAAAUGGACCCCCUUCUUGAGUGUGUGACUACUCUGGCUGGAGCCCAGUAGGAGCUUCUGAACAUGCAGCUAUGAACCGUGAAGCUGCUACAAGAUAGCAAGUCAGAUAAGGGUAUGGUGGCUUCAGAACCAGAGGCCAGCAUACCUUUUCCUGAGGACUUAUAUAUAAAGGAAGAUGAGGAGGAGGCUGCUGAUGGUCAGACCUGGGAGGAGCCCAUAAACUGGAGCACAGAGACAUGGAAACUAGCUACUUCCUGGCAGGUGGAGCAGGUGCUAAGGAGAAGAUGCAGCAAGGCUGUGGAAAAGGGCUCCAGUCACAGCCCCAGCUGGGAAGGAGGGACAACAGUUGAGGGUUUAGUAAAACAGAGUCUGUUCUUUUUUAUUUUUUUUAACUUCUGUUAA
This is a messenger RNA of Symphalangus syndactylus (siamang), 612 nucleotides long. Its product is annotated as coiled-coil domain-containing protein 107-like. The record is from RefSeq and is a predicted model, not a curated record. NCBI's taxonomy places the organism in Eukaryota, Metazoa, Chordata, Mammalia, Primates, Hylobatidae.